UCAUCUGCUUCUUGUACAGUUGCAUCUCUCCCACUCUUAAAAGUAUGAGUAUCCUUUCAAAUUCUUUGGUUUCAUCCCCAAAUCUACCAAUCCAACUAUCUUCUUCUGGCACACAUCUAAAGACAGCAGAUCAAAGCUUUGGGUCUGCUAUUCCCGCAAACUUGUCAUUCAAUUCUAAUCGUUUAGGAAAACUUCAUCUUUCUACCUCUAGAAAUCCAGUAACAGUUCGAGCUUCCUACAGUGAUAGUGAAAGGCCAAGCAGUGCAAGCAUCUUUGUCGGUGGUUUUAUUUUGGGAGGACUUGUGGUUGGUGCACUCGGAUGUGUAUUUGCUCCUCAGAUCAGCAAGGCACUAGCUGGAGCUGAUAGAAAGGAUCAAAUGAAGAGACUGCCUAAAUUCAUAUAUGAUGAAGAAAAAGCUUUGGAGAAAACACGGAAGAUACUGACCGAGAAGAUUGCUCAGCUGAACUCUGCUAUUGAUGACGUUUCCGCUCAGCUUCGAUCCGAAGAUGCCCCGAAUGGAAUUACUGUAAACAGUGAUGAAAUUGAACCUGCCAUAUGAACGAACUACAUUGCUAUAUUAUUCAGAUGCUGGUUUAACACUUCAACUGGUAUUAUUAUAUCCUUGAUAUGAAAUAAUAUGUGAAUCUAUUGUAAUUGUCCUGUUUUCCGGUAAACACUGUAACACUGCCUCUUCAAUAUGUUAUAUACUACCCUUCUUCCUUCAAA
This is a messenger RNA of Hibiscus syriacus, 727 nucleotides long. RefSeq lists its product as uncharacterized. The record is from RefSeq and is a predicted model, not a curated record. Lineage: Eukaryota; Viridiplantae; Streptophyta; Magnoliopsida; Malvales; Malvaceae. The coding region runs from base 45 to 560 and encodes 171 amino acids. The transcript has 5 exons. Gene Ontology annotation, cellular component: chloroplast inner membrane; chloroplast thylakoid membrane.